Messenger RNA from Catharus ustulatus (Swainson's thrush), 3762 nucleotides. RefSeq names its product SMG5 nonsense mediated mRNA decay factor (gene SMG5). Gene Ontology annotation, molecular function: protein binding; telomeric repeat DNA binding; telomerase RNA binding. NCBI's taxonomy places the organism in Eukaryota, Metazoa, Chordata, Aves, Passeriformes, Turdidae. The record is from RefSeq and is a predicted model, not a curated record. The transcript is spliced from 22 exons. Bases 18 to 3167 code for a protein of 1049 amino acids. Gene Ontology annotation, cellular component: telomerase holoenzyme complex. Gene Ontology annotation, biological process: nuclear-transcribed mRNA catabolic process, nonsense-mediated decay.
GGCCCGCCGCGGGCGCGAUGAGCCAGGGUGGCGGCGCCGCCGGCGAGAGCGGAGAGCCGGAGGCCAAGGUGCUGCACACCAAGCGGCUGUACCGGGCAGUGGUUGAGGCCGUGCACCGGCUGGAUCUCAUCCUUGGCAAUAAGGCAGCUUAUCAGGACGUGUUCAAACCAGAGAACAUCAGCCUGAGGAACAAGCUGCGUGAGCUGUGUGUGAAGCUGAUGUUCCUACAUCCUGUGGAUUAUGGAAGAAAAGCAGAAGAACUGCUCUGGAGAAAGGUUUACUAUGAAGUUAUCCAGCUCAUUAAAACAAAUAAAAAGCACAUCCACAGCCGCAGCACCCUGGAGUGUGCCUACAGGACUCACCUGGUGGCUGGCAUAGGAUUUUACCAGCACCUCCUGCUCUACAUCCAGUCUCACUAUCAGCUGGAGCUGCAGUGCUGCAUUGACUGGACACAUGUGACAGACCCUCUCAUAGGCUGCAAGAAACCUGUGUCUGCAUCAGAGAAGGAGAUGGAGUGGGCACAGAUGGCCUGUCACCGAUGUCUGGUUUAUCUGGGAGAUCUAGCUCGCUAUCAGAAUGAGCUGGCAGGCGUGGACACGGAGUUGCUGGCUGAGCGAUUUUACUAUCAAGCCCUUUCUGUUGCACCACAGAUUGGAAUGCCCUUCAACCAACUGGGGACAUUGGCAGGGAGCAAAUACUACAAUGUGGAAGCGACCUACUGCUACUUACGCUGCAUCCAGUCUGAAGUGUCCUUCGAAGGUGCCUAUGGGAACCUGAAGCGGCUCUAUGACAAAGCAGCCAAGAUGUAUCAUCAGCUGAAGAAAUGUGAAACCAGGAAGUUGUCUCCAAGCAAGAAAAGAGGAAAAGACAUUAAGAGGUUGCUGGUGAGCUUCAUGUACCUGCAGAGUCUUUUGCAGCCAAAGAGCAGCUCUUUGGAUUCUGAGCUGACAUCUCUCUGCCAGUCUGUGCUGGAGGAUUUCAACCUGUGCUUGUUCUACCUGCCCUCUCCUCCUAACCUGAGCUCAACUAGUGAAGAUGAAGAAGAGUAUGAGAGUGGUUACUCUUUCCUCCCUGACCUCCUGAUCUUUCGCAUGGUGAUCAUCUGCCUUAUGAGCGUUCACAGCCUCAAGAGGGCAGGUUCCAAGCAGUACAGUGCAGCCAUUGCCUUCACACUGGCCCUCUUCUCUCACCUGAUCAAUCACGUCAAUAUUCGCCUCCAGGCUGAGCUAGAAGAAGGGGAAAAUCCUGUCCCAGCCUUUCAGAGUGAUGGCACAGAUGAUCAGGAGCCACGGGAGCCUGUGAACUCAAUUGAGAAGGAAGCUGAAGCUGAGUUGGCCAAUCAUCAGCCUAGUGAGGAGCAGCAGAAGAAUGACUGCAAGAAAAGCAAAAAAUACUCUCGUCUCUCCUGUCUGCGCCGCCGCCGCCACCCCCAGAAGGCGGAUGAGAGCGACCUGAGUGAGGGCUUUGACUCUGACUCCAGCCAGAGCUCCAUCAAGGGCAGUGAUGGCUCAGAGAGUGGUUCAGAGAAGAGUGAUGAGGAAGCAGAAGCUGCUUUUGAUGUGGAGACAGACUCUGACAUGAACAGCCAAGAAUCUCGGUCUGACUUGGAGGACAUGGAGGAUGAGCCGGGUGAGGAGGGAAGCGGCCAAGGCAAAAGUGGGCCCAAAGAGGCCUUAAAAAACUGUGUGGAUGGCAGUGGGCUGGGGGACUCCAAGAGCUCAAGCAUCUCUAAAACUGAGGCUGUGGAUCCAGCAGUGAAUGGGCCAGCUUCCCUGAGCACUAAUGAUGCAAGCAUAGCCAGUAAUCUCCAGGCCAUGUCCACCCAGCUGUUCCAGACCAAACGCUGCUUUCGCCUGGCUCCCACCUUCAGCAACAUCCUCCUGAAACCCAACAGUGACCCAGCUGCCUUGAAGGAUGGGAUAGAGAGCAAGCCAUGUGUCAAUGGAGAUCUGGAGAAGCCCAGCUUGGCUGAGCAAGAUGAUGUGUCUGACUCUGAAGAAAGCAUUUCAAGUAACAAAUCCUGCAGAAAUGAGCGAUCCCUUCAGGAGAAGUUGGAGAUUGUGACCAAUGAAGGGUUGCUCCUUACUGUCAAGGUGUUCCUGGACUGGCUGAGGACAAACACAGACCUCAUCAUUAUGUGUGCUCAGAGCUCUCAGAGCCUGUGGAACAGGCUGUCUGUGCUCCUGAACCUUCUGCCUUCUGCUGCAGACCUGCAGGAAUCAGGGCUGGCCCUGUGUGAUGAAGUCAAAGACAUCCUGAGUGAUGCUGAGCUCCCAGACCUGAAGUCCAACCUGCUGCUCCCUGAAGACGUGGCCCUGCGCAAUCUCCCCCCUCUGAAAAAUGCACACAAGAGGUUUAACUUCGAGCAGGACCGGCCCAUUUUCUCUGCAGUUGAGGAGUCCGUCGUGCGGAUCUGCUGCAUUCGGAGCUUCGGCCACUUCAUUACCCACUUGCAAGGCAGCAUCCUGCAGUUCAACUCAGAGCUUGGGAUCUUCAUCAGCAUAGCACAGUCAGAGCAAGACAACUUGCUGCACCAGGCCCAGGCCCAGUUUCACAUGGCUGCAGAGGAGGCUCGUCGGAACAGGCUCAUGAGAGACAUGGCUCAGCUUCGACUGCAGCUGGAAGUGUCUCAGCUGGAGGGAAGUCUCCAGCAGCCCAAGGCACAGUCAGCCAUGUCUCCUUACCUUGUUCCUGACACCCAGGCCCUCUGCCAGCACCUGGCUCUUGUCAAGCAGCUGGCUGCAAGUGGGAGGUUCAUAAUCAUCAUCCCUCGAACAGUUAUCGAUGGCCUAGACUUCCUGAAAAAGGAGAAUGCUGGUGCUAGGGACAGCAUUCGGUAUCUGGAGGCAGAAUUUAAAAAGGGAAACAGGUACAUUCGUUGCCAGAAAGAUGUUGGGAAGAGCUUUGAGAGGCAUAAAUUGAAGAGACAAGAUUUAGAUGCCUGGAAUCUCUAUAAAAUACUGGACAGCUGCAAACAACUGACAGUGUCCCAGGGCAGUGGAGAGGACGACACCACGGGAAUGGUCACCAUCAUCACAGGCUUCCAGCUGGAGGACCCGAGCUCCUUCUCGGUGCCCAUGCAGUCUGCCAUCCAGGCGGCCUCCAACGCCAGCAUAGAGAUAAAAAAUGUUCUGGAGUUCUACAAGCAGUGGAAAGAGAUGGGCUGAUGGUUAGAAAGGCAUCGGGUUGGUGAACCUUUCUCUCCCCCUCUCGCAACGUGCAGCGUCUGAACGAAGGAAACAACAAUCUGGGCGACACUUAAGACACGAAGAAGCAGCAGCAGCAGCAACAAAAAUACCUACCCAAACGAAUUUAAAAAACAAAACAAAAAAAAAUCCAAUGUGGGCACGCACACUGAUACCCUCCACCUGCAUCCUGACCAGACGGCUGUACAGCUCUGAUGGCGCCAACUGCUCUGAGAGAGGCCCCUCGGGAUGGCCGGGGCAGAGCUCUGCCCUUCUCCCAGUCGGCAGAGAUGGGCGAGAGACGGGCAGUCCUUCAACCCCCUCCUUCCUCCCAAAGCUUGCUUGGCCAGCAGAAGCAGGCUGGUGGUUCAAAGCAUGGACUUAACCUCAGCAAAACCAAACCAGUGUGGCAGAAACGGAACCCUCCGGCUUGGGAAAGAAGAUCCAAAGAGUGUUUUGCUCUUGUUUGGCAAUCUGGGGACAGGAAAGUGGAUAGUAUUUCCUCCCCCCACCUCCCCAGCUUUUGAAUUAAUUAUUUUUUCAAGGGUUUUUUUCCUUUUAAUUUUUAGUUUUUAUA